CCACGUCCGACAGUCCAGCAUGAAUAACAGACCUGUCGAGCAGGCCCUGGGCACGCUGGUGCCCACCCAUGCAAAUGACAUUCCCCAAGAGCUGCUCAGCUUGGCUCUGUCUCUUGUUGCGCAGUCGCGAAGCUUGUCUGCUAGUCUGAAGCCCGAGGAAGAAAUCGCACGACCCUAUGCUUGCGCGGAGAUUGCGUGUAAACGGCUAACCAGAGCCCUCAAACUCCCUCCCUUACUCGGCCGCCCGCCAUGCCCACCACGCGCCUAUAAAAAGCUCUACUCCUACCUCGAUCGCUCCUUAACCUCAAGCACCGCAGGAACAAAGCGUUCAGCAAGCGACUCAGCCCCUGGAACCCCCUCGCGAACAGGCUCUACCCCGUCGACGCCGACAAAAGAAUCCAGACCGACCCGGACACCAUCCAAAGCCACAAUCGCCACGCCGCGCGGUCUCCAAAACACCCCCAGCAAGUCAACCCCCUUGAAAAAGUCAACGACUCGCCCCGAGAGCCCAUCCGCCUCGCGAACACCCCGCUCAUUCGCCAACUUCCGCUCCAAUGGCAUCUCCGGCGCCUCGAUCGUCCCCGAUGCGCCUGCCUGGGUGAUGAAUUCCAUCCGAACCGUCUGCAAGACUCUUUCCACGCCUGCGCCGCGAACAAGCACCUGGUCCCGGCCUCCUAUCUCACGAACACUCCCGCCGCACGUGUUCGCAGGAGUCUCGUCCGUUCUGUACUUCGUGUCCAAGGUCUCCGCCAACGAGGGCGAAUCCGACGAGCUAGACGAAGACAUGCUGGAGUUCGUGGAGCCCGUGAUGCUCGCCAAGGACCGCGAGAAAGACGAAGACUUCAAGGAGCUCGUCGAUGCGUUGAUCGUGGCCGUUUACUUCCUGGUCCUUGCGCGACGACGAACACCCAGCCCUUCGUCGACCGAGGUCCCCUCCGGCGAAGAGGCGCGCAAAAUGGACAAGAAGACGUUCUCGGAGAUGCGGCAGACAGCGCUCACGAGUCUUGGGCUUCCCACGACGGAGAGGAGGCAUCGCGACGACGUGGAUCAGUGGAUUGCGCUGAUCAUGGAGCAGAGCUGGGCGAAUGGGAAGGAGUGGUUCGAGAACAUCCCGCAGGCUGGCGAGCUGGAUGGGGAUGAGGCGUAUCUUUCGGAUGUUGGCGCGGAUGAGGACGAUGGGGGGUUGAGGGAUGGGAAACGGCCCAAGAUGAUGGGGAAGGGUCGGGCGUCGAUCUUUUCGAAGGCUACUGAGAGAGGUGGGUUGCUGCCUGGUUUGGGGACUAUGAUGCAGGAUCGAGUGGAUUAUUUGAGUGAUGACCGGAGGGAGGAUUUUGUGGAGUGGAAGGCGGAUUUGAUGGCGAGGAUCGAGCAGAUGGAGAGAACUGCUCCGCCUGUUGCCUGAGGCUGACUUCAAGACAUGGCCGAAUACCGGUUGACUGAGAGAACAUGUCUCUUGAGACGCAAAUUGUG
Messenger RNA from Aspergillus steynii IBT 23096, 1470 nucleotides. RefSeq lists its product as uncharacterized. Gene Ontology annotation, molecular function: DNA binding. Bases 20 to 1402 code for a protein of 460 amino acids. The transcript has 2 exons. NCBI's taxonomy places the organism in Eukaryota, Fungi, Ascomycota, Eurotiomycetes, Eurotiales, Aspergillaceae. Gene Ontology annotation, biological process: DNA replication. The record is from RefSeq and is a predicted model, not a curated record. Gene Ontology annotation, cellular component: nuclear origin of replication recognition complex.